Molecule: messenger RNA, 414 nt
Organism: Ostertagia ostertagi
Lineage: Eukaryota; Metazoa; Nematoda; Chromadorea; Rhabditida; Trichostrongylidae
Source: the annotation of a GenBank genome assembly
AUGAACAAGGUUGUUUUUGUUCUCGCCCUGUGUGACAUGGUCUUCUGUUUGACGAGAGAAGAGCUUCUGGAACAUUUGAAAAGCAAACAAGAAACACAGAGCACAUUUGACGCACGUGUACCUCGCCUAAUUCGACCUAUUGGUUAUGUUAAUGAGGAGGAAGUUAUCACGAAGAAAGUCUUUUACUACACUUCUAUUGAUGCCAAACAAGGCUCUUGCGAGGACGAUAAAGCCGAAAUGCAACUCCAAGUAAUAGAACUUGCAUUUAACAUUCUUACUGGGCAAAACGACAAUAGGUCAGAUUCACAGCCGUUGAGGGUGGCUCCGCACCGAGAUGCCGUCGCACUUAUUCGUAAAAUGGACAAGGAACAGAACUAUAAUAGGGUGUUACAAUUCUUAGAGAAGUUCACAUAG